CAAUGCUGUUGCUCCACAAGGGGGGGCUGCUGGAUAUAUGCUUUAGUGCCCAACUGCCUGCCUUCAAACACUGAAUCCAGUUUGUGUGGACAGAGCGGGCGAGGAGAGGAAGACUCCCACUGCCUCGACACGCACCGAGAGAACACCCGACCCGAGCCUGGGCUACUCACCGCACACCUCCCUGGAGCCUUCGCACACCACUUCAGGACUUUUUCUCCGGAAAACGGGACAACCAUUACGACUUGCGGGCUGGAUUAAACAAUAAACAUUUGGGGAAACAGAGUAACAUUAUCAGAAGUGACAGAACAGAAACACACAUUAACAGGAUCCGCUGUGAAUUUAUGGAUGCUUGUUGCUUUUUUCGGUCUUAUGAGCACCUCUCUUCCACUGGAGCAAACAGACCUUCUUUUGUGUCAUUGUUCAAGCAGAUAUUGCCUGUUGAAAGAAUGAAUACACCGAACUUAUUCUGAACAAGUUGGAGGAAUAGUCGAAGGCUUUUUAUGUGCAGACAAACAGAUGGGACAUGCCAACUUUUUGGAGAUCUCUCUGAGGGCGUCUGGCAUCAUGGACAGCAAACUGGAUCAAUGAGCCAAAGUUCCCUCACAUCCUGAGCUGUCGUUUCAGCAAACAUCCGAGAAUAUCAGCUAGUCAACAAAACGAGGCUGUUGAUCUUACGUUAACGGUGCCCAAUAAGAGAUACCUCCAGCCUCACACUUUUCUGCACACCGUUCUGCCGUUUACAGCCAUGAUAUCAAAACUCUUACGGAAUUGUUCAUCGUUGGUCCUGCUUUUGCCUCUUCUCCAACUGCUGCGGCUGGACAUGCUCAACGCUGCCCCCUCUGGUCCGGAGUCUGACACCUGCUCCACACUGGUCCAGAGCCGCUUCUUUGGAUUCUUCCUCUCGUCUUCGGUAUUUCCCAGCACGCCCUGCUCCUGGACCCUGCAGAACCCCGACCCACGGCGCUACACCAUCUUCAUCAAGGUCACAAAACCAUCUAGGGACUGCAUUCCCCGACAGCACCGGACCUUCCAGUUUGACUCCUUCUUGGAGACGACACGAACCUUCCUCGGGAUGGAGAGCUUCGACGAGGUGGUGAAGCUGUGUGAUGCCUCUACCCACGUUGCCUUCCUGGAGGCCGGAAAACAAUUCCUGCAGAUCCGGAAAGGGCUGCCCAGAGCGGGUGCUGGAUCCAGGAACGGCGAUGGGGAAUUUAAGGUGGAGUAUCUCGUAGUUGGGAAGCGUAACCCCAGCAUGGCUGCCUGUCAAAUGCUGUGCCAAUGGUUGGAGGACUGCCUGACCUACAGUACCUCCAACCGGCCCUGUGGCAUCAUGCAAACACCGUGCCAAUGUUGGGACCAGCCUCCGCCAGACAAAGAAACCAAUGGGUGCUAUCGGGACGGGGUCUACUUGGAAAACUGCAUCCCUGUUGUGAAAGAAGUAACAGCUGACACUGACACAAGCGGUGGCUGGAGUGUGUGGGGCAACUGGGCAGAGUGCAGCAGCGAAUGUGGAGGCGGAGUCCAGACGCGCACACGCACCUGUCAGUCACCACCUGAGGAGGCGUACCUGUGCGAGGGCAUUCUGGAAGAAGGUCGUCCCUGCAACUCUCAGCCGUGCAUCGGCACAGGCCGACUUGGCACUCGUAGCCAAUCCCUGCGCUCGGUGGACAGCCGUAAGCGAGAGGACUCUGAUAAGACCCGCAGCGGACAGCAGUCUUCCCAAACAGUGGAUCCUACGUCGGGUGGGGAGUGGUCUGUGUGGAGCGCGUGUUCGACCACGUGCGGUGAGGGCUGGCAGAGCCGCACUCGCUUAUGUGUCUCCGUGCCAUACAGCACGCAGUGCAGCGGACCGCUGCGUGAACAGAGACCCUGCAAUAACACUCUUGUGUGUCCAGUGCAUGGGUCGUGGGAUGAGUGGACUCCAUGGAGCUUGUGUUCUUCAACGUGUGGCCGUGGAUACAGGGACCGCACUCGCUCCUGCAAGAAGCCGCUGUUUGGAGGAAGCGACUGCGAAGGUCCAGAGAAACAGACCAAAUUCUGCAACAUUGCUGUAUGCCCAGUGGAUGGUGUGUGGAAUGAGUGGUCCAGCUGGAGUUCCUGUUCCUCGACCUGUUCAAAUGGAACAAUGCAGCGCACUCGGGAGUGUAACGGGCCCUCGUAUGGGGGCCUAGAGUGUCAGGGCGAGUGGCGUCAGACAAGAGACUGCUUCCUUAGAGAGUGUCCUGUGGAUGGUCAAUGGCAGCUCUGGAGCUCUUGGGCUGGUUGUACCAAAACAUGUGGUGGAGGAAGCCAGCAAAGACAGAGAGUGUGUUACGGUCCUUUUUUUGGCGGGGAGCCGUGCCCAGGGGACAGAGAGGAAGUUAGACGUUGCAAUGAGAAGAGAUGUCCAGAGCCGCAUGAGAUCUGUGACGAGGAGAAUUUCUCUAAUGUUGUGUGGAAGAAAACUCCUGCAGGGGACACUGCAGCUGUCCGCUGCCCUCCGAAUGCUGUAGGAUUAAUUCUUCGGCGAUGUUCGUUGGAUGAUGAGGGCAUUGCGUACUGGGAAAACCCAACGUACAUGAAAUGCGUCUCAAAUGAUUACCGAAGUAUCCAAACACUGACCAGAGAUCACCUGUCCAAGGCUCAACGAGGGCUUGUAGGAGACGGGGUCUCUGAAGUCAUGACCAAGCUGAGAGUGACGUCUAGUGAUGGAACAAGCUACAGCGGAGAUCUUCUGGCUAUCAUAGAUGUACUGAAAAACAUGACAGAGAUAUUUAGGAGAUCCUACUACAGCCCCAGUAAUGCAGAUAUGAGGAAUUUUGUGCAGUCUGUGAGUAACUUACUGAUGGAGGAAAACAGGGACAGGUGGGAGGAAGCACAACUGCUUGGGCCCAAUGUUAAGGAGCUUUUUCGUCUAGUGGAGGACUUUGUGGACGUCAUAAGUCUCCGCAUGAAGGACUUCCAGGAUACUUAUGAGGUCACCGACAAUCUCGUGUUGAGUAUUCACAAGCGGCCUGUCGCAGGAAAUGCAGAUAUCACUUUCCCCAUGAAGGGGUGGAGGGGGAUGGUGGACUGGGCUCGCAACUCUGAAGACAAAGUCAGAGUGGCUAAAAACAUUCUAGUCACUGGAAAACCAGAUGAAGAUGACGCCUCAGCCUUUGUGACUGGAAUCGUGCUGUACAGAAACUUGGGCAGUAUUCUCUCUCUACAAAGAAAUAGCACAGUGCUGAACUCCAAGGUGAUCUCUGUGACAAUCAAACCCACUCCCAGCUCCCUCUCAACUCCACUAGAGAUUGAGUUCUCACACCUUUACAAUGGUACCACAAACCAAACCUGCAUUUCCUGGGAUGAGAAUGACAGCUCGUCGUUGCUGGGCUCCUGGUCUGCGCGAGGCUGUAGAGCCGUGCCCGUCGACUCCAGCACAACCAAAUGCUUGUGUGACAGACUCUCCACCUUCGCCAUUUUAGCACGCCUCAAUCCCGAUGUGAACAUGGAUAAGACCCAGCUUCCAUCUGUGACUCUGAUCGUGGGCUGCGGGGUCUCGUCCCUCACCCUGCUCCUCCUCAUCAUCAUCUAUGUGUCCGUUUGGAGGUACAUCCGCUCAGAACGCUCUGUCAUCCUCAUCAACUUUUGUCUGUCCAUCAUCUCCUCCAAUGCACUCAUACUCAUCGGACAAACUCAGACACGGAACAAGGUUGUUUGUACUCUUGUGGCUGCAUUUCUACACUUCUUCUUCCUGUCCUCUUUCUGUUGGGUUCUUACGGAGGCAUGGCAGUCUUACAUGGCUGUGACUGGCCGUCUUAGAAACCGCAUCAUACGCAAGCGUUUCCUCUGCCUUGGUUGGGGUUUACCUGCUCUCGUUGUAGCAAUUUCUGUUGGAUUCACCAAGGCAAAGGGAUAUGGCACUGUUAACUAUUGCUGGCUGUCUCUGGAAGGCGGACUGUUGUACGCAUUUGUGGGACCAGCUGCUGCUGUCGUCUUGGUUAACAUGGUUAUCGGGAUUCUGGUUUUUAACAAACUGGUGUCUAAAGAUGGCAUAACUGAUAUGAAACUCAAGGAGAGGGCCGGGGCGUCGCUGUGGAGCUCCUGCGUUGUACUGCCACUGCUGGCUCUUACUUGGAUGUCGGCGGUCUUGGCAAUCACUGACCGCCGUUCAGCCUUGUUUCAGAUCCUUUUUGCCGUCUUUGACUCCCUCGAGGGGUUCGUUAUCGUGAUGGUGCAUUGCAUCCUACGCAGAGAGGUUCAAGAGGCAGUAAAGUGUCGUGUUGUUGAUCGUCAAGAAGAUGGAAACGGUGACUCUGGUGGAUCUUUCCAGAACGGCCAUGCUCAGCUGAUGACCGACUUUGAAAAGGAUGUGGACAUGGCUUGCCGAUCAGGCACCCUAAAGCGUCCCUCCCAACAAGGUGAAGAGAAGGUAGCUUCACAACAGAUCACGGUACAAAAAGGCUCCAACUUCAACACCCUUCCUGCGAGCAUGGCUAAGGUUCACCUGCAAAACGUCGCCGACUACGCCAGCCACACUCUCACCAUGCGUCGCGACAAAGGCGGCAUUGCCGGGGUCAGUACAGAGCUACCCGGAGCUAAAUCUAUUUACAUCUGUGAUGGCGAGCUGUUCAAACAACUUGACGGAGCCCCGGGAGACAGCAGCGGUCCCGAAGGAGGAGGCGGCGGAGGAGGGUCGGGUCAGGGUUACGUGCUCUUGCCCAAUAACAACAACACCCUUAGGCCCGCAAAGGGCGGUAAGGACGACCAAGCAACCAAGUACAACAUCAGCAUUGAACAGUUACCCCAGACCAGGCUCAUCCACCUGGCCAACCCCGCUGGCACCGAUCCUGUGCCAGGCUUCGGGUUGAAAAGCCUUCCUACCGACCGAGUCAGCGUUUCCUGCUCAGAAAGGGAUUCCCCGGUGCAGACAGUGCAGAACAUCUCCAGCGAGUCCCAGAUGACAACCACAUGUGAGCAAGGGGACUCUGGGAACUCUGGGAUGAUGUCUAAAAGCGAGACUGUCUCCACACUGUCUAUGAGCUCUUUGGAGAGACGAAAAUCACGCUAUGCAGAGCUGGACUUUGAGAAGAUCAUGCAUACACGGAAGCGCCACCAGGACAUGUUCCAGGACUUAAACAGGAAGCUGCAGCAUGCAGAGAAGGACAGAGAUUCUCCCCCCAGUGGAAGGGAAACUGGGAAGAGAUGGAGCGUGUCAUCAGGAGGCAGCGAUAAAACUAAUCUUAGUGACAAGCAGCAGACUCCCAGUAAGCGGGCGUGGGAGGGCAUCAGGAAGACCCACUCGCCCCCAUCAUGGGUGCGUAAGGAGCUGGAGCCCCUACAGGCCUCUCCUCUGGAGAUGCAAGCGGUGGAGUGGGAGAAGGCCAGUGCCACCAUCCCUCUGGUGGGCCAAGAGAUCAUGGACCUGCAGACGGAGGUCUGAGCGACCCCCAAAGCAUUCAGAGAAACAGAACAAACUCUACUCGCAGGGAAAAGGGACAAAGAGAGAGAAUGAGAUUUGAGCAAGAGUGCGGACAAACAAAAA
Labeo rohita (rohu) is the source of this 5506-nucleotide messenger RNA. RefSeq names its product adhesion G protein-coupled receptor B1a (gene adgrb1a). Gene Ontology annotation, biological process: cell surface receptor signaling pathway; negative regulation of angiogenesis; G protein-coupled receptor signaling pathway. Lineage: Eukaryota; Metazoa; Chordata; Actinopteri; Cypriniformes; Cyprinidae. The record is from RefSeq and is a predicted model, not a curated record. Gene Ontology annotation, cellular component: plasma membrane. Gene Ontology annotation, molecular function: G protein-coupled receptor activity.